This is a messenger RNA of Eimeria mitis, 1158 nucleotides long. RefSeq lists its product as uncharacterized. The record is from RefSeq and is a predicted model, not a curated record. NCBI's taxonomy places the organism in Eukaryota, Apicomplexa, Conoidasida, Eucoccidiorida, Eimeriidae.
AUGCAGCAGCUAGGCGUGCUGCGUGAAUGUACGGAUCUAAGGGAAGCGAAAGCAGCAGCAGAAGCAGCAGAAGAAGCAGCAGAUCAUCUAUCUAUUGCACUGAGAGAAUUUGUAGAUGAUAUUCGAGCUGCAUUUACAGGAGAAGAAGAACAAAAACUAGCAGAAGCAGUGCAGCAGCAGCUCAUCGCGAAACCUGUGCAGCAGCUGCUGCCGAUAGAUCAGCAGCCUGAACAUGUAACCGAGCAAAGUAAGGGGUUUUCUGCAGCAGCAGAAGAUACAGCUCAACAUGUAGAGGAAGUUGCUGUUCGUUGUGAGCUGCAGCUAGUUCGUUGUGAGCUGCAGCUAGUAAGCCUAGAAGGAUCUCGGUGGGUUUCUGCUGCGCUGCUGAAGCGCAACAAAGAGAAACUCAAGGAAUUGAUGGCUGCAACAGAAGCAGAAAGAGGGAAAGUUGAAAAUCUUUUAGAUGACAUGCAUUCGCAGGGGGUGCAGCAGCAAGGAUUUGAGGGGGUUCUAGAGGCAAUCGAUACAGCAGCAGCAGCAGCAGGAAAGCUAGCUGAAAGACGUACUGCUGCAUGGCAGCUACAGGUAGAGGUGGAGAUGUUGGUGAUGCUGCAGCAGCUAGCAACAGAAGCAGAAAAGGUAAGCGAAGCAGCACUAGAAAAGGUUGUGGGUACGAGUAUACUACAAGCAGCUGAUUUAAAAAACAUACAAACGCAAGAGGAUCGCCAGAGUGCUGCAGCAGAGGAUGCAAAAGCAGCAGAAACUCUGCGUGCUGCUGCUGCUGCUGUUGAUGCUUUUGUUUCUUCAUCUGUUUUUAUACAUCAAGGAGUAAGACAUGCUGUAUUAGAAGACUUGCUGCAGAAGGAUGCAAUUGCAGCAGCAGCACCAAGCCCUGAAAUAGGAGAUGCAGCAAUAGCAGCAGCAGAUGCAGAAACAGCAAAAACAGAAGAAGCAAAAAGAGAAGCACAGAGACGAGUAGAUUCACUUGUAGAGGUUGCAGCAGCUAUCAUGGAGGGGAUGAUGAAGCAGAAGGAGAAGAUGAAGCAGCAGAAACACAAGAAGAAGAUGAUGCUGCAGCAGCAGCAACACAAGAAGCAGAUGAUGCUGCAGCAGCAACAACACAAGAAGCAGAUGAUGCUGCAGCAACACAAGAAGUAG